Messenger RNA from Oncorhynchus mykiss (rainbow trout), 3995 nucleotides. RefSeq names its product leucine-rich repeats and calponin homology (CH) domain containing 4 (gene lrch4). The record is from RefSeq and is a predicted model, not a curated record. Lineage: Eukaryota; Metazoa; Chordata; Actinopteri; Salmoniformes; Salmonidae. Gene Ontology annotation, cellular component: cytoplasm. Gene Ontology annotation, molecular function: protein binding.
ACCCCGCCUUGGGUCCAUUCAUCUCGGUUGAGAUAUGGGUGUUGCCCCUGUCAAUCAAACUCCUUCUCGUCGAAGGCUCUCUCACUGCUCCUCCGCUUCCUGGCCUCGCCGCACCUCUUUCUGACAGCUACUAGUACCGCUUUCUCGAAGACAACUGGACCGUAGAGAAUCCUCGUUGUGGAAGAUUAAGAAAUAGCCUUUUUUUUUGUUUUGUCGGAUUUAUUCAUUGUCCCGACUUCGAAAGUUGUUUAUCGGACGAGAGACGGAUGGUUUUGGAAGUCGUUCUGAGGGAUACGAAAGUGUAAAGGAAGGUUUUAUUUUCUUUUUUUUGUCUUUUUUUAGACCCUAACACAGUAACAUAAAGAGACAUAUCUACUGUUCAUGGCUGCUGGGGAAGGUGCCCAGCUGCCGGCAACAAUAGCGGCCAGCCGGUGCGUGGAGAAGUCGCUCGAGGAAGCUACCGGGAGCGGUGCUCUGAACUUGUCGAACCGUAAAUUGAAAGAGUUUCCCCGAACCGCCCGGAACUAUGACUUGUCCGAUAUUACGACAGCCGACCUUUCUAAGAACCGUCUGUGCGAGCUGCCAGAGGAGCUGUGCCAGUUCAUCUCCUUGGAGACGCUCAGCUUGUACCACAACUGUGUUCGCUCCCUCACCCCCGACCUCUGUCACCUACAGGCUCUCACCUACCUCAACCUCAGCCGUAACCUCCUCUCCAGCCUGCCCCCCUCGAUGUGUCAGCUCCCCCUCCUGAGAGUCCUGAUCGUCAGCAACAACAAGCUGUCAGCCCUGCCCACCUCCAUACAUACCCUCACGCACCUCCGACAGCUGGAUGUGAGUUGUAAUGGCCUGCAGUGUUUGCCUGUGGAGCUGGGUCAGCUGGAGUGUCUGAGAGACCUCAACUUGAGGCGGAACCAGCUCACCACGCUGCCAGAGGAGUUGUCCGAGUUACCCCUGGUCCGGUUAGACGUCUCCUGUAACCACAUCUCCCACGUGCCCGUGUGUUACCGCCACCUGCGUCAACUCCAGACCAUAGUCUUGGACAACAACCCCCUGCAGCAACCGCCUGCCCAGAUCUGCUCUAAGGGGAAGUACCACAUCUUCAAGUUCCUCAACAUUGUGGCCUGCAAGAGGAGCCAGGAGGAGCUGGAGAGAGCCCUGAGACCUACAGGGUUUAAUAGCUGUCUGUCGGACCAUGAGCUGUUCUCAGGUCAGUUUGGAGGUUUGGACUCUGGCUUCAACAGUGUGGACAGCGGCAGCAAGAGAUGGUCUGGGAACGAGUCUGCAGAUGACUUCUCAGAGCGGUCCCUGCGUAUGGCUGAGCUCACCAGAGACCAGAGGAACCUGGAGGAAGAGGUGGAGGACGACUCUUCCCUCACAGAGACCCCAGACACGGUGAAUGGGGAGGCCAAGCGGGUGGAUGUCAUAGCGUCACCGAGGAGCGUCACCGAGGAGAAAGAAGACUGCAGGACGAAUCGUCCCUCUCCCCCUCUCACAGCGCCCCCGCAGGAGAACACAGCGGAAUCCUCACCACCACCCCAAACACAAGACUCUUCUAGAAGCAGUGUGGAGGUAGGAGGGGGGCCGUCACACCCGUCCCCCUCCAGUCCCACCCUGGAGGAGAGGAGGAGACCAGGUACCCUGCUCAUCUGGCAGGAGAGAGAGCGAAUUCAUCAGCAGAGAGACAACACGGCCAGAGACAAUGGUUUACUGAAGAUUACAACGGCCAAAACAGGAAGUAAUGUGGCGACGCUGUCACAGACAGGAAGUAGCUCGAGUGGUAGCUCACCAGAGAACAACCACUCCCAGAACGGGCUCAGACAACGAUGUGCGAGUGCAGAUCAGAUGUCACUGUCUCAAACAGCACCUGUUCAGCGCUCUGUUAGCCGAUCAGACGUUCCGUCGUCUCCCAAGGCGUCGUCCCCUCCAGGCCUGAGUCAGAAACCCAACAGUUUCCUGUUCCGCACCUCGUCCCGCUGCAGCGUCAAGAGUCAGUUCUCCAUCUCAGGCUCCACACAGAGUCUGGUGGAGGCAGGCCGCUCUGAGUCUCGCUCCGUGUUGAGGCCAGAUGUAGUACAGCUACGUAAGACUCUGGAGUCGAGGUUAAAGACCGUCCUGCCAGAGGAUCUAGGUGAGGCGCUGUCCAAUGGAACGGUCCUCUGCCAGCUGGCCAAUCACGUGCGGCCUCGCGCUGUGUCCAUCAUCCACAUUCCCUCCCCAGCAGUGCCAAAGCUGAGCUCGGCCAAGUGUCGUCUCAACGUGGAGAACUUCAUCUCAGCCUGUCGUAGGCUGGGGGUCCCUGAGACGGAGGUGUGUGUGUUGUCUGAUGUGUAUCUCUGUAAGCUGCCUGCUGUGCUGCGCUGUGUGGAGGCCCUGGUGAAAUGUGAGGUAGAGGGGGACAGCCCCUACAGCCCCUACUCCUCACUGCUCUCAGAGGGCUUCUUGGUCUUCUACAGCCUGGUCAUGAUCCUGCUGUACACAAUGUACUACCACCUGGUCUCAUAGAUACUGAGCACUCUGUUCUACACUACUACCACCUGGUCUCAUAGAUACUGUGUGUGUGUGUGUGUGUGUGUGUGUGUGAGAGAGAGAGAGCUCUCGGACUGAUGUGAAUUUGACCACCUAAUGCGAACAUUCACAGACAACCUGGACUUAAAUAAUCCACCAUGAUUUCAUAAACACACACACACACACACACACACACACACACACACACACACACACACACACACACAGCUGUCCUGGCAUGAGGUAUGCAGAGUGAGAGACGAGCCUCACAACACAGGAAGGACUGUCAGCUGCCCCCUCCAGCCUCACAGCUGCUGUCAAAGACGUACCCAACGUGACAACAGUACACACACACACACACACACACACACACACACACACACACACACACACACACACACGGCCACAGCAGAACACACAGUGUGUACGUACAACAGCUGGUGUGGUUGAGCACAACAUGGAACCAUGUGAUUCAUAAAACAACCACUGAAAUCAUGUCCUUUAAAGUUGAGAGAUUGGCUCUGGCCCAUAUUGACGUCGUCUGACAUACCCUUUAGAUAAGAGGGCCCUUUUGAACAUCACAACCUCUGUGAAUAAUUAGCAGAGAAAUACAUUUUAGUUAAACUGUUAGUCACAUUUCUAUUUUUAAAGGGCUUCCCUACAUGACUGCUGUUUCCCCUCUAAUGCACAGCAUGUCUCUGUCUCUGUCUGACGAUGUCUCUGUCUCUCUGUCUGACGAUGUCUCUGUCUCUCUGUCUGACGAUGUCUCUGUCUCUCUGUCUCUGACGAUGUCCUGUCUUCAGUGAGGGAAAACGCCCUGUACUCAGAGAAUUGGGAACACACGUUGUAACCUUUUGAGGAGAUUACAAAACAGGAAAGGACAACGUUUAUCAAAUAAAAUAAGAGGACAUUUUGUGACCUAGACUCCCAACAUUUUGCUGAAAGGAUUAAGACAUUAUUCUCAUGGAAGCCAUUUUGGGGGGGAAAUGAGACCAAUCAUUGGUGCCUGUUAUAUCUGCCAGUAAGAGUACUCACUGACCAACGCCUUCCACUGGUUUCUGCCUGCCAUGUCUGACCGUGACCACCAGGGAGCGGUGUUGCUACACACUACAUUACACCGACUGCUAUCCCCGAUGCUUUUUUUUAAAACCUGAUGGUACAGAAACAUUUCCAAGCUUGUAAUGAUUUAUUUUACUUAUUUUUGUUGUUUGUUUGGUCACCGGCUUAACAUGCUUCAUGUUUGUAAAAAUGUAAACAACUAAUUAAAUUAUUUUUGUCUUAUUUAUAUAUUUUUUUUAAAUGUGUUUUUUAUUUUCUGUUUGUUGCAGUGCUUGGGGGAAAGAGCAUUGGCCUCAUAGAUAAAAGCUAACUGAAAUCAAUUGGUUUAAUUCGCUUCCUGAUUGAGUCAGAUUACUGGUUGUAGCCUUGUUCAAUGUUCAAUGGGACCACUUCUCCAAAGCUCGCACGAAUAAACAUUUAGAUAAAGGUAA